UCGGGUCCCAGCAACACCCUCAUGACCCGGCGCACCUCACCUUAACUACCCGAGCGGCCCCUCGGCUACCGACAUCCCUCCCAACGGCCAACCAAGCUCAGUCAACUUGGAUCAGCCUUGACUCUCUUGUCAAGCUGUCUACUGGCCAUCAUCAACAGCCCGUCCCUACCCUGUCAUACCCCAGCCCAACUCAUCCAAGUCAACAGGGCAUGAGUUCUCACAACCUGAACUAGAAGUUCAAUUCAAUCACAAAACCCAUCGUCGGCCUGGUUUUCUUCCCCUCGCCCAACAAAACAAUCAAUACCCAAAAGCUUCAUAAUACCCUCUCAACUCGUUACUCGCUCGGCUACAGCAUUUGGGUACCUUAGCAUUGUCCGAAAUGGCACCGCCACCUCAAAGACGUACCAAGGCUGUCAAGAAAGGCAUCCAAUUUAACCUGAUGGUCGUAGGUGCAGCAGGCACCGGUCGCACCACUUUUGUCAACACCCUCGUAGAACGUAAAGACUGGCUACAGCACACGGAUCACACUGAUCCGGCCGUUGCACAUGAAAGCCGCGCAUUUAUUGAGAUCCACAAGCAAACGAUCGAACUGGAACAGGGGAGUAUUCCCGUGCGUUUGACGGUCUGUGACACCCCAGGAUUUGGAGAUAAUAUCGACAACGAGUCGGCGUUUUCGGCGAUUUCCGACUACCUAGAGAAACAAUACGACGAUCUAUUAGCUGAAGAAUCGCGCAUCAAACGGAACGCCAGACUCGAAGAUAGUCGGGUACAUGCAUUGCUCUACUUCAUCACUCCCACUGGCCAUAGCUUGAGGGAAAUGGAUAUUGAGUUGAUGAAACGACUCUCCCCUCGGGUUAACGUGAUUCCAGUCAUCGGCAAGGCUGAUAGCUUCACUCCCAGCGAAUUGAAGGGCUUCAAAGAAAGGGUCAUGCAAGACAUUGAGCACUAUGAAAUCCCAAUCUACAAUUUUCCCUUUGACCCGGAAGAAGACGAUGAUGAAGUGAUUGCUCAAAACUCGGAAUUGAGGGCCAUCUUACCAUUUGCUAUCGUGGGAUCAGAAGAUGAAAUCGAAGUUGGUGGCAGAAUGAUCCGAGCAAGAAAGUAUCCAUGGGGAAUCAUCGAGAUCGAUAACCCAGCCCACACCGAUUUUCUGAAAUUAAAGAACACAUUGCUAGCAACCCAUUUGACUGACCUCAAGGAAAUUACCCACGAUUUCCUGUAUGAGAACUACAGAGAGCAAGCCUUGAGUCGAGGGAAUCACAGUCAAGCAGUUGACCAGCCGAUCCCCUCGGUCGAUCUUGCCAACCGGGCCUUCAAAGUCAAAGAGGACCAGUUAAGGAAGGAAGCCGAGAAGUUGAAAGAGAUCGAGCUACGUGUGCAGCGAGAAAUGAGCGAGAAGCGUCAAGAGCUGAUCGCCAAAGAAGAGAGUCUUCGGAGUAUGGAGGCUCGUUUGGCUCAAAGCAUGGGCGAGAGUCCCAGACGAUCUAAUUGAAUAUAAAAGAAUCAAAUACCUUUUGAUCGAUCUUAGGAUUCUCUUGAUUCCCUCCUUCAGAUUUCCAUAUGAUUCUCUCAUGGCCUCUGCAUUUCAUUCAAUGUUGCUUUCAUAUAGUCGUUCUUACUUAACCAAGGAUUGUCAUUAUACCUCUCAUCUUACAUACCUUCCCAUGAAGCACUUCUUUCCUUUCAUCUCACUUUUUUGCAAUUGUUCCAUCUCCUUGAUCUCGUUCUUUGUUUGACUCCAUUGUAAAAAGUAGUUGGUUUCCGGAAUCAGUUGGAAGGGCUUAUUUUUUGUUGUAGUUGUCAUCUUCCCUGGAUUGUUUUUUUCCCUUUUUCACACAUACAUCACAGUUUGCUUGUGUUAUUGCCUCACGAAAGAUGUAGGAAUUGUUCUCUGGUUGUUGUUUAUAUCUAGUACUUGGACAUUGGAAUCAUGGUAAAUAGUCUGCAUACCAAAAUCCAUGUUUGAUUCAUCU
Puccinia graminis f. sp. tritici CRL 75-36-700-3 is the source of this 1973-nucleotide messenger RNA. RefSeq lists its product as uncharacterized. Gene Ontology annotation, biological process: cytoskeleton-dependent cytokinesis. Gene Ontology annotation, molecular function: GTP binding; GTPase activity; molecular adaptor activity. NCBI's taxonomy places the organism in Eukaryota, Fungi, Basidiomycota, Pucciniomycetes, Pucciniales, Pucciniaceae. The record is from RefSeq and is a predicted model, not a curated record. Bases 380 to 1492 code for a protein of 370 amino acids. The transcript has 9 exons. Gene Ontology annotation, cellular component: microtubule cytoskeleton; cytosol; cell division site.